Glarea lozoyensis ATCC 20868 is the source of this 849-nucleotide messenger RNA. RefSeq lists its product as uncharacterized. The coding region runs from base 1 to 849 and encodes 282 amino acids. Lineage: Eukaryota; Fungi; Ascomycota; Leotiomycetes; Helotiales; Helotiaceae. The transcript is spliced from 2 exons. The record is from RefSeq and is a predicted model, not a curated record.
AUGCCCCCCUCGCAGGGAAAGCGCUUGACUGACAAGCAACGUGGGAUGGUCGACGCUAUAUUGAAAGCCGCCAUCGAUGGUGGCACAUGUUUCAAUUCUCGGCUUGCUGUUAAUACAUACCUGAAAGAUGUAGUAGCAGAUGAUUUACUUCUUUCCUGCGGUGACGAAAUCGUUGAUCGUUGCUUCGUUCUCUACGCAGAACAAAACACACAGCUUCGUUCGCCGUCAUUGACCGACACAUCCCAAUUGAGUCCAUUGGAUACGAGCCAAGACGAAGACGAUACCUCCGAUGAUGACGAUUCCGGGUCUCCUUCGUUCGGUCCAGAGAGUCCCACGUCGAUCAAAAGCUACCUACACCCACACGCGAACGACUAUAGAUCUAUAUCGGUGAAGACUUGCAGGGGAGGUGUCAGCUAUAUUUCGAGAACCUUUGUACUUCAGCAGCUCUGCGCAGGGCUCAAGACGCACAUAAUACUCGAAUGGACGGAUGUGGGUAGUGGCAAAGAGCUUUCACGUACCAGGUGUGAAGUUGUUGACCCAAAACAACUUUCAGAUUGUCAAUUGGCAUUGGCAGAACAUCAUGGUAAAAAUGAUUCGGAUAUUGUCGAAAGGUUACUGCAAGUGGAGGAAAAUAUAGAAGCCAACUGGUUGAAUGAAGCAAGCGGAAGCCUAGAGGCGGCUGCAAGUCCGAAGCUCGCUGCACAGUAUAGCCCGCUGGUACUUAGCUAUUUGGCGCAAUUGCAGGUUAUGGCUGCCAUCGAAAUGGCCAAAUCGAAGAGAAAAUUAGCAUUGCUUGAUCCGAUCGAAAUUAAUUCAGGUGCUCCGAAUAAGAGGAGAAGGCAGGAAUAA